GGCCGCGGUGCAUUGUGGGCAGCCCGUUGUUCAUUUGCCACCCGACCCGAUCCGGGGCCUGUCGGGACGGAAGCGCCGCCGCCGCCGAGCGAUCGAGCGGGAUCCAUUGUGGGCAGCCCCGCGCCCGCCGCGAUCCAGGCCGGACCCGGGGGAGCGGGGAGCGAGCGGCCGGACUUCGCUUCUCUCGGCCGCCGCCCCCGCACGGCAGCCGGGCGCCUCCUUCCCCCGCCCCGUUCCCGCGGCGGACGGAGCGCUCGGCCGGGCGGGGGGCGCGGGGCGCGCCCGCCAUGUUCGCGGAGAUAAACCGGCGGACCCUCGCGUUCCGCGGCGGCGGCCUCGUCACCUCCGCGGCGGCCGCCUCGGCGGCGGGGGCCGAGGCCUGGGAGCGGCAGGACCCCGAGGCGCUGAACGGGCGCGGGGCGGACGAGGAGGCGGAGCUGGAGGGGCUGGAGGCCGAGGAGCUGGAGGCCACCGCCGCCGAGGAGAAGGAGCUGCUGCUGCCCCAGGACGCGGCGUCGCCCCCCGCCGCCGCUGGCCCCAUGUUCGCCGAGAGGAACCGCCGGACUCUGGCCUUCCGCGGCGGCGGGGGGCUUCUGGCCGCCCACCCCGCCACCAACAAUGGCUGCGAGGCCGCGGCCUGGCCGCGGAAGCACUUCAAUGGGCGGGGGGCGGACGAGGAGAUGGAGCUGGAGGGCGCGGAGGGACUGGAGACCGAGGGGCUCCUGGAGGGCAAGGAGCUGGUCCAGGACGGGGGUUCGCUGAGUGACAGCAGCGACGACGAGGAGGACGGCGAAGGGGGCAGCCUGGGCGACGGCAGCGGCGCCGAGGGCGGCAGCUGCAGCAGCAGCCGGCGGUCGGGGGGCGACGGCGGGGACGAGGCGGAGGGCAGCGGCGAGGGGGAGAGCAUCCGGCACUUCCCGCUGGCCAGGCCCAAGUCCCUGCUGCAAAAGCUGCACAUCUCCUUCCAGGGCUCCUGGCUCAAGGAGUUCCCGUGGCUCUACUACUGCCAAGAGACCGGCCUCAUGUCGUGCGCCUGGUGCACCGCGGCCGUCGCCGCUGCUGCGCCCCCCGAGGUGAUCAUGUCCGGCGCGCCCCUGCCCGGGGGGCACGACGAGCUCUGCAAGGGCACCCGCAACUACAAGCGCACCCUGCUCCUGCGGCACCACCUCUCCGCCGAGCAUCGCCUCAACGAGCCCGGCAGCGCCGAGCAGGAGACAGAGUUACCAUCAGAACUGAAUAAUGAAGGAUACUGUGAUUUUAACAGCAGGCCAAAUGAGAACUCUUACUGCUAUCAGCUCCUGCAAGAGCUCAACGAGCAAAGGAAGAAAGGCAUUCUUUGUGAUGUUAAUAUUGUGGUGAGUGGGAGGGUCUUCAGAGCUCACAAGAACAUCCUGGUUGCAGGCAGCCGCUUCUUUAAGACUCUGUAUUGCUUUACAAACAAAGAAAGCCGUAACCAAACCACUGUUACCUAUUUAGACGUUGUUGCUGUUCAAGGUUUUUCUGUCAUCUUGGACUUCUUGUAUUCUGGGAACCUCGUGCUUACGAGCCAAAACGCCAUUGAAGUGAUGUCGGUGGCCAGCUACCUUCAGAUGACGGAGGUUGUCCAGUCCUGCCGCAACUUCAUUAAAGAUGCCUUAAACAUAAGUAUAAAAUCAGAAGCUCCAGAGACUGUUGUAGUGGAUUACAAUAGAAGAUCUGUUAGUAGGGAUGGUUUAUCUCCAAGGGAUCAAAAAGUUGCCAGCUUCUGGGCAACACGAAACCUCACCAACUUGGCAAGUAGCAUAAAAACUGAGAAUGAUACUUACCCUAUUGAUGAGGGCCAAAUGGAAAGCUACCAAAUGAAUGACUGCAGUUGGGUCCAGGACAGCUCACCUGAAAUGGCUGAAAAUGAAUCUCAAGGUGAGGGAAAAGUUUUCGUGUGGAAUGACAUGGGUGCACAGGGACAAUCAGUUCAAGAACCUGGAAAAGCAAGAAGGAAAAACCAAACUGCAAAGAGAUUUAUUUAUAAUAUACCACCUAAUACUGAAGAGAACUCUGAAGAUUGCUCAGUGUUGCAACCAUCAGUCCCAUAUCCAGAAGAAGAUUUGUCAUUUAUUAAAGAAGAAGCAGCUACUUCAAGUGACUUCAAGUAUGGACUGUUGCCGGGUACUUCAAAUGACUUCAAGUACGGAUUGCUGCCGGGUACUUCAAGUGACUUCAAGUAUGGGCUGCUACCGGGUACUUCAAGUGAUUUCAAGUAUGGAUUGCUGCCAGAAUCUUGGCCAAAAGAAGCUUGGGAAAAUGGCGAUUCCUCUGCUUUAAUCAUGAACAAGUUGAAGUGUCCACACUGUAAUUAUGUAGCCAAAUACAGAAGAACACUAAAGAGACACUUGCUCAUUCACACAGGAGUGAGAUCUUUCAGUUGUGACAUCUGUGGGAAGCUGUUUACACGAAGAGAGCAUGUAAAGAGACAUUCCUUGGUGCAUAAAAAGGAUAAAAAGUACAAGUGUAUGGUGUGCAAGAAGAUUUUCAUGCUAGCAGCCAGCGUUGGAAUAAGACACGGAUCACGACGUUACGGAGUUUGUGUAGACUGUGCAGAUAAAUCUCAGCCUGGAGGGCAGGAGGGAGCAGACCAGGUGCAGGACACAGAUUUCCCUAGGGAUGAAGAAUACGAAGAGAAUGAAGUGGGAGAAGGCGAUGAGGAGCUGGGUGAUGAUGUAGAAGAACAGAACGAGCAGUCUCGAUGGGAUGAAGGCGGGGAAGUCUGUAUGCCUUUAGAUGACUGACAGCACGAGACUUCAGGGUGCUGCAGGUGGACACUGUACGGAUUGACUGCUUGAAUUCUUGGACUGAAGGCUUGCGAAAUAUGGUACAGGCUGGAUGGUAGUUAUGUUGCUGUGAAAAUGUAGGGUCAAAGCCUUAUAGCAAAAAAAGGAUUAUUAAUUUUUUUAUGAUAUUUGCACAGGACUGUACAGCAUACAACCGUUUGGUUGAAUUAUACAGAGUCCUCACAUCUACAGUCAGUUAUCAAAAGAAAAAUGUAUUUUUUAUUAUUUAUAGGCUAUAGCUACUUGGGUCCUAUUCAGACAUAGUAGUAACUGUAAUUAUGUUACACAUUCAUGUACCUGUUAACAUGAAUGAAGAAAUUUGCAAUUUGGUAUGGAAAUACGAAGACAGCUUUCCCAAAUCCACUCGUACUUUUGUCAGCAAGUCAGUGAAGCUAAUUUGGGCUGGUGGCUCAUUUUCCACAAGCAUGUCUUUGCCAUACAAACCUUACCUCUCCUGUAAUCUGAUAGGUGAAAGCCAAUCAUUUAAAUAUGUGUCACAGAUAUUGCCAACACCGUAUUGAAAUUUGGGUUGAAAACUUUUGGCUCUAUGCUGGCAGGUGCUAUGGGUGAUAAGCACUGGAGAAGUCUUUUAAUGGCAUUAAUUUAGUGUCUGUUUUUAAAGAAGGUUGUUGUUGAUUCAUCAGUUUUAAAAUGAUAAUGCAGAAGAAAUGACCAGUAAUGAAACAAUAGACUGAUCAGAGCAUGGGUAACUCUUGUGCCACUUAGUCAAAAGAGACAGUCAUGCUAAAAGGUAUCUGAUGUAAUAAUGUUUCUUCUCCCUUCUAAGGCCCCCCUUCUCUCAAAAUUUUUUUGUUUCCCUGGUGUAUACCUCAGUCCCACAGAAUAAAAAUGCAAGGAAUGGAGAAAGUGUCAUAUUAAAACAACUUUUUGGUCAAUAAUUUCUUACUUGUCCGUUUUUUGGCUAGUUUAUGUGAUAUGAAUUGGACACUAGGCUAUUGUGCCCAUCUUUCAUCAUUGAACACAAAGUAAUUUUUAUUCUUUUGUACUUCGUGGGUUGUUGUUAGUAUUUAAUAUAAACAAACUACAUUUAACUUGCUCAUUUGCUGGAAUUUUUUUUUUUUUAAGAAAAACAAGAAGUCCAAAGGAAAAAAUGCUCUUUGAGUUGUCUACUUUUCAGGAGGAUAUGCUCCUUAUGCUCUUUGUUUCAGAUUUUCUAGGAGGCAUUGAAACUUGAAUUUUUUGUAGCCAUGUAGUUCUUUCUUUUUUUUUUCCUAAGCUUGUAAUAUUGUACCAAUGAUUUCAGGCCCCUUUAAUAGGGAGGGGAGGGCAUUACACCUUCACCUUAAACUCCUCUGUGUUGUCUAGCCUAAGGCAAGUUAAUUCAGGCAAUCAUUGGAACAAUAAGUCUGAUGUACUAUUAUGUCACAGUGAGUAAAUAUGCAGAGCAUUUGUCAUGACACAUAGCUAGGCCAGUGUGACAGUACUGUAUAAAAAACAAUUGAGGGUCACCAUAUUUUUCAACUUUGUUUAAUUUUAAAGUGAGUAUAUUUUUUCCUGUUUUGUCAGGUAACUAAAUUAUGGUAGUUGUGUGGAUAACUUUGAAUUAUGCUUUGAUGGACAAAAUCUUACUGGUGCUCCAUCUGAUCAAAGUUGGUAUGUAUUUAAAGAGACAAGCUUUACUGUUGUCCAUAGAACAGUAACAUAAUGUUAAGACAUUGUUUUUGCUGAUGGAAACUGAGAUGAUAAGUUUGAACUACAGUUAUAUGGGAAUUAAAAUGCUUUUUUUUAUCAUCCACUUGUUUCAUUGGUAGUUUCCACAUCAUUGUAAUCCUGACAUGAAUAGUUUUUUGGGGAGGGUGGGGAGGGCAGGGUACCUUUUUUUACACUGAAGAUUACAUUUUAUUCUCAUUGUUCUAGACUGAAACGAGUAAUGUGUAAUUCUGGUGGGGUCCAAAGUAGAAAUUAGUUGGGCAAAAAUGAUAUGAAUGAAAAAGUAUUUUAAACGUUAAAGUAAUGUUCUGCUUUGUGAAUAUGUAAGUAUAGCAUAAAGAUUUUUCCAUCCCAUUUAUCCCUUUUAAAACCAUAGUUUACAAUUGGUAGAUCUGUCUAUAUAUAUAAAUAUAUAUAUAUAUCUGAAAUUCACCUAAAUCUGCUUUAUUAGAAUACUGCUCACUUAAUGCUUAGAAACUGGACCUGGCUCUACAUUCUUAAUGUAUUUUCCUUUUUUUUCCCCUUUUGUUUUGUUGGGAUUUUUUCUUCAAGGUAUGAACUUAUUCUCUUGGAACUGAAUCUUCUUUUACUACUUAAAUCAUUUAUGUAUAUCUGGUAAAUUAUGACCAAAUUUGUUGUUAGACUGCAUUACAGUAAAUUGAAAUAUACACUUGGUACACUACAGAA
This is a messenger RNA of Camarhynchus parvulus, 5165 nucleotides long. It is a transcript of the gene ZBTB10, whose product is annotated as zinc finger and BTB domain containing 10. The transcript has 5 exons. Gene Ontology annotation, molecular function: RNA polymerase II cis-regulatory region sequence-specific DNA binding; DNA-binding transcription factor activity, RNA polymerase II-specific; protein binding. Lineage: Eukaryota; Metazoa; Chordata; Aves; Passeriformes; Thraupidae. Bases 288 to 2765 code for a protein of 825 amino acids. Gene Ontology annotation, biological process: regulation of transcription by RNA polymerase II. The record is from RefSeq and is a predicted model, not a curated record.